Molecule: messenger RNA, 1026 nt
Organism: Chrysoperla carnea
Lineage: Eukaryota; Metazoa; Arthropoda; Insecta; Neuroptera; Chrysopidae
Product: U3 small nucleolar ribonucleoprotein protein IMP4
Exons: 1
Coding region: 76-1005 (309 amino acids)
Biological process (GO): rRNA processing
Cellular component (GO): small-subunit processome; Mpp10 complex; nucleolus
Molecular function (GO): snoRNA binding; rRNA primary transcript binding
Source: RefSeq, a predicted model, not a curated record
UCAAUAUUUUGUCAAACUUUUGGAAGCACAUGUUUCGAAAGCAGCACUAAAAAAGAAAAAAACAAUUUCGUAAAAAUGUUGCGACGUCAAGCAAGAUUACGUCGAGAAUAUUUAUACAGAAAAACUGUCGAAGCAAAACAAAAAUCAAUUCAAGAUAAAAAGGAUAGAUUAAAACAUCAUCUAGAAGAAAACAAAACAAUUCAUGGUGAUUUACAAUCAAAAGCUUUACACUAUCAAAACAAAAUCGAAUGGGAAGAUGGUGGCCCAGAGCUAGCCGCUUUAGUUGGUGGUGAAAGUGGAGGUGCAGUUGCAAAUUCUCAAGAUGAUGAAUAUCGAUAUGCUGGGGUAGAAGAUCCGAAAAUUGUUAUAACAACCUCCCGUGAUCCAAGUUCUCGAUUAAAAAUGUUCGUUAAAGAAUUACGUUUAAUAUUCCCAAAUGCACAGCGUAUGAACCGUGGUAAUUAUGAAAUGAAACAGUUGGUUAAUGCUUGUCGGGCAAACGAUGUUACAGAUUUUAUAAUUGUUCACGAACAUCGGGGUGUUCCAGAUGCUUUAGUAAUUUGCCAUUUACCAUAUGGGCCAACAGCAUAUUUUAAUAUGUCGGAUGUUGUAAUGCGUCACGACAUUCCAGACAUUGGUACUAUGUCCGAACAGUAUCCACAUUUAAUAUUUCAUAAUUUUAAAACCAAAUUAGCCGAACGAACAAUGAAUAUUUUGAAGUAUUUGUUCCCAGUACCUAAAGAGGAUUCGAAACGUGUAAUUACUUUCGCUAACCAUGAUGAUCUAAUUGUAUUCCGACAUCAUACGUAUAAAACUGUAGAUAGAAAAGUUGAGUUAAAUGAAGUUGGACCUCGAUUUGUAUUAAAAUUGUAUCAAAUUAAAUUAGGAACCUUAGAUGUAGAAGAUACCUCUGAAAAUGAAUGGGUGUUACGACCAUAUAUGAAUACAGCACAUAAACGUCGGUUUUUUAGCGAUGAAGACGGUUGGAAACAAGAAGAUGAAUAGUUUGUUAAUAUUUUGUAAAUU